Molecule: messenger RNA, 636 nt
Organism: Nicotiana tabacum (common tobacco)
Lineage: Eukaryota; Viridiplantae; Streptophyta; Magnoliopsida; Solanales; Solanaceae
Source: RefSeq, a predicted model, not a curated record
AUGGCAUUUGUGUAUAAAGAUUUCAGUGAAGAUGUUAGUGAUGAGUUUUGGUGUGUUGGUGAUAAUCAGUUAUUUCUGACACCAUAUGUGUGGGGGGACAGCCGUAGAUGUGGAAUUGCAUGGACUGAGGUUGACAAAAUCUUUUUUCCAUGUCGGCUUCCUUCAGAAGAUGAUGAAGCUGUGACACACUUUUUGUUGGGAGUAUUGGACUUGAAUCAAAAAAAGAUUGAUGUAUAUGAUUCCAUAUACAGUGAGUCAUAUGAAGCAGGAAUGAACUACAUGCAAAUGUAUGCACGCAUGAUCCCCCAUUUGCUAAAGUUCUCACAGUUUGACAAAAAUCACAAGUCUUUUGGGAAUGUCUUCAACAAAUUUGAUAUACAGUGGCAAAGAUCACCACACCAAACUGGAUCGACUGAUUGUGGUGCAUUCCUGAUCAAAUUUGCCGAGUUGCUGAUGAUUGGAAAGGACGUGCAGCAAUUCCAACCCGAAGACAUAAAAGACUUUCGAAAAGAACUUGCUGCAAAUCUUUGGGCACAUGGUGAAUGGAAAAGAAAUUCUGGUUAUGAUACUCCACCAGAAAAUUUUGGUGAUGAUUAUGAGAGUGAAAAUGAAACAUUCUGUCCAAAGGAGUUAUAA